Lactuca saligna is the source of this 885-nucleotide messenger RNA. The record is from the annotation of a GenBank genome assembly. Lineage: Eukaryota; Viridiplantae; Streptophyta; Magnoliopsida; Asterales; Asteraceae.
AUGGGGAAAACUGGAAGAGAUUGGACUCAGAUCUACGCAAUCUACGGCAUGGAUGAUUGGCAAACACCGGUGUUCCUCUUAAUCCACGCGAUCUUCUUCUCAGCGUCAUCAGUCCUGUUUCUCAUCUACUUUGAUUGGAUCUGUUCCUCCUUCGAGUCGAUUCUCCCCGCCGUUUUUUCUACCGGUUUCGCUAGAUUCGCUGCCGGUUUCACCGGCUCCGUUACGGCACUCUCCGGCGUAUGCCUUUUUUACGCAGCCGGCAACAUUUUUUACUCCUCCGUCGCACUUCGCUGGGACAUGGCUCAGCGUAUGGUCGGUGCUGUACACGACUGGUCCACCGUGAAAACAGCCCUAGACGUAGGAUGCGGCCGCGGCAUCCUUCUAAACACCGUCGCCAUGCAACUCAAAAAAGAAGGAAGCUCAGGCCGAGUCGUCGGGUUAGAUCGCAAGAACACGACGUUAUCCACUCUCAGAACAGCCGGGAUGGAAGGCGUCCAGGAGUACGUCACCUGUCGAGAGGGAGACGCGCGUAGGCUCCCGUUCCCGGACAAUUACUUCGACGUAGUGGUGUCAGCCGGGUUUCUCCACACCGUCGGGAAGGAAUUCGGUCAGAAAACAGCGGCGGCGGCGGCGGAACGGAUGAGGGUACUCGGGGAAGUUGUCCGGGUGCUUAAAGGCGGUGAGAUUGGAGUGAUAUGGGACCUGAUCCACGUGCCGGAGUACGUUCAGCGGUUACAAGAAUUGAAGAUGGAAGACAUUCGGGUCUCUGAGCGUGUAACUGCCUUCAUGGUGAGCAGCCACAUCGUAUCAUUUCGCAAGCCAUGUCAGCACGUUGUGGGUCCCAGUGAAGUUAGAUUAGACUGGAGAUUCAACAAUAUAUGUUGA